Messenger RNA from Ctenopharyngodon idella (grass carp), 1485 nucleotides. RefSeq lists its product as uncharacterized. The coding region runs from base 214 to 1485 and encodes 423 amino acids. The transcript is spliced from 4 exons. Lineage: Eukaryota; Metazoa; Chordata; Actinopteri; Cypriniformes; Xenocyprididae. The record is from RefSeq and is a predicted model, not a curated record.
AUACAAGGGAUGGAUAGACUAAAAGCAGCGAUCUAACUGACACAUGCAUACUCCUAGUUCUUAGAGGACAAGGUGCCUUGAUACUUGUAUUUAACAUGCAAAUCGAAUGACAUGCACGUGUCCUAACAUUCAGUGUCACAGGACCAUUGGAGACAGUGCUAUCGGUCUUCCUUGCAUAUAGUCCAACAGGCAACACAAAGAGAGAAAGACAAGAUGGCUCCCAGAUAUGUCUGUGCGCUGAUCAUCUUCACAGGGGUGAUCAGUGUGACUGGACUGCUGGCAUCUUGGAUGAUGGGGUUUGAACGAACUGAGAUAAAAAAAAAGUCUUCCAUAAAUCCAUUCAAAAUCAGCUCAGAUGCAGCUCAAACAGAGACGACGACAUUAGCGGGUGCAUUAGCUGUGACUGAAGGUGUGUCCAACACGCCGAAGGCACAAGUAAUCACAGACUUUCUUGGAACUGCCCCAAUGAGCAAGUUGUCUGGAACAUCAAGAGCAUCAUCUGCCGUUGCUUUAGCUGAACUCUCUCGGCAAACAACAGCUGAGACAGCAGCAGUGAGUGCAGCUGGGUCAGUGGAAACUACAGCUGGGACAGUCACCUUGUCUGAGACUAUAGAGAAAGUUACGACAUCCGUUUUACCUGUAACAAAAAAGGCAGAAUCUCUAGAAACAGCAAAAUCAACUCUAGGUGAAACAGUCACCGCGUGUACAGAAAUAAAAGAAAUUACCAAUGUGGAAUCAUCGACAAAUACAGCUCAAAAAACACCCAAACCUGAGAGUAUAAGUGUUAGUGAUUUUAAACAAACACAUAAAAGUGAAACAGAUGUGGAAAUAUUUGGGAAACCAACAGAAGUAGGCAUCACAGUACCAAAACAAGAAUCAGGGACAACCAGUUUUUCUCAUACUACAACUACAGCUAAUAUCAAGAGUGCAUCUCCAAUACCAGAACCAAGGACAGAUGGAGCAACAAAUUUCAUUACCAGUCAAUUGAAAACUUCAAAAAUUACAUCUGAAAAUAAAGCAACAACAGAAACUAGACCAGCUGCUACAUUCAAAACAGCAGCAUUUAUAACUGAAACAAAAGUAGAUUUAACUGAAGGAAAACCGGCACCAAGCACAUUCGUAAAAAUGCUAAAAACAGCAGGAACAGAGCCACCUAAAGUUGAAACAAGUGAAACAACCACAGUCAGACCACAAGAAUCUACUCAAGCUAUAAAAACUUCAAAUGGUCCAACAAAAAUAAAUGGGGCUACUGGUAUAAAUCUUAUAACUAGGAUUCAAACUGCCAUUGAAACCAAAGGAAAAACAGUGGGAAAACGAUUAAGUACAGCAGGUAGAGGCAUUACAAUAAAAGGCAGACGUGGCCAGGAGAAGACACCCCUGUCCCAUGAUAAAACCUUGUAUUCUGCCAUCACUAUGGGUUGUAUCCUAGUUAUAUGUGCCCUGCUAGCACUUAUUGUGUUUAUAAAGGAUUUUAUCGGGUGCUAA